GUCAAAAAUUCGAUAUUUCACUAUUCCGGACGGCGGGCUAAAUUCAUUUUAUGAUCUUUUCUGAUAGAGUACAUUGAAACAAAUACUCCACUGAAAGAAUUUUUUGGAGCACGAAUUAUUUUCGGAGUUAUAAACGUUUCUGUCGUCUAUCUAUGGCUCGAUUCACACGGGCGAGUAGAUUCGCAGCGAGAUCGCAGCGAGUUUGACGGAAGCUCAACAUCCGCCAAUUCACAUGGGCGAGUUUCUCACGACCGCGAAUCUUCAGUUCGUUUUCACCGUCCAGUAUGGAUGCAUCAAAACGUGCAACAGUGGCGUACUUAACGUACCAAUACUUUUACAAGAAGGACUCUAAAAGAAAAUAUUGGGUUCAUCCUCUUGUGAGUGCUAAACUUCUAAAAAGGGCUUUUGUUACAACAUUUAGUGAUCUGCAAGAAGACCCAAUAAAAUUCUUCAAUUAUUUCAGAAUGAGUAUUCGGUCAUUUAACGAAUUAGCUAAUACAUUACACUAAAAUGUAAAAAUACAGUUAUGCGACUUGCGGUCAAUCCAGUGGAGAUGUUGGCUGUUACAUUGAGGUACUUGGGAAGUGGAUGCAGUAUGAUUGAGUUACAUUAUCAGUACAGACUAGAACAUUCUACUAUAACGAAAAUCGUCAGAAGAGUCUGCCAUGCCAUAUGGACUAAUCUUCGUCAGGAGUGUAUACCCCCAUUUUCUACUGAAGGGUGGCUGGAAAAGGCUGAAAUCUUCUUUGACCGCGCAAACUUCCCCAAUUGUUUGGGUGCCUUAGAUGGAAAACAUGUAAGGAUCGUUCAAUCAUCCGCUGAUGCCAACUAUAUGUUGUGCAAUUUUUGAGAACUCUUGUACUGCAUGUUAGAAGAGGGCAGGGCAAAUCUACCGAAGCCACAACUUUUUCCAGGAACAACUGCUACUAUAAUGCCCUUUACAUUUGUUGGGGAUGGAGCAUUUUCCCUAUCUGAUUUUGUCAUGAGACCUUAUACAGGAAAGUUUCUACAAUACAACAAACGAAUAUUCAAUUACCGUUUAAGUAGAGCUCGUAGGUAAGUAGAAUGUUCCUUCGGCAUCCUCACGAAUAAGUGGAGGGUAUUUCACAGAGCUAUUGGUGUAAAACUUGACUUAGUGAUGAGUAUAAUAAAAUGCUGUUGCGUUUUACAUAAUUAUAUAAGAGCAAGAGAUGGUUUUAAUAAAGAGGACACACUCGUUAUCAACGGCUUAUAUGACUCUGAUGAUAACAACAUCAGACAAGCUGGACGAACACUUACUCACAGGAGAAACGUUUUAGCAGAAUAUUUCGUAAGCAAUGCUGGUGCUGUUCCAUGGCAAGAUAAUUGUAUUUAAAGUUACAGUUGCAGUUAUAAGUCCUGAGCAAUAACUUAUGUUACAAAUUCUAAGCACUCCAUUUUUUAUUAUAAUAGAAAUUAUUGUCAAUGCAAUCGCACAAUCUUCUAUUAUCUUUUUAUUUAUCAACAAUAUGAUGUAUAGCAAUAAAGUGC
Molecule: messenger RNA, 1509 nt
Organism: Coccinella septempunctata (seven-spotted ladybird)
Lineage: Eukaryota; Metazoa; Arthropoda; Insecta; Coleoptera; Coccinellidae
Exons: 2
Coding region: 527-850 (107 amino acids)
Source: RefSeq, a predicted model, not a curated record